Molecule: messenger RNA, 1242 nt
Organism: Wickerhamiella sorbophila
Lineage: Eukaryota; Fungi; Ascomycota; Dipodascomycetes; Dipodascales; Trichomonascaceae
Product: Aspartate aminotransferase, cytoplasmic
Exons: 1
Coding region: 1-1242 (413 amino acids)
Biological process (GO): L-aspartate biosynthetic process
Cellular component (GO): cytosol
Molecular function (GO): pyridoxal phosphate binding; L-aspartate:2-oxoglutarate transaminase activity
Source: RefSeq, a predicted model, not a curated record
AUGUCGAACUCCAACGUUUUCAACUGUCCUCUCAAUCCUCCAGACGCGCUUUUCGCACUGGCCGGACGCUACAAAGACGACGACUCCGCGCACAAGGUAGACAUGUCUAUUGGCGCGUACCGCACGAACGAAGCCAAGCCCUGGAUUCUGCCUGUCGUUCACAAAACCGAGGAGCUGCUCGUCAACGAUCCCAGCGUGACGCACGAGUACCUGCCUAUCCUUGGCAACCCAGAGUUCCGCAAGGUUGCCGCCAAGCUGAUUCUCGGCGACAAGGUUGACCUCAACACGGUUGCCACUGUACAGACCCUGAGCGGCACUGGUGCUAAUCACAUGGCCGCGGUGUUCUUGCGUCGCUACACGCCCUGGGGUAAAAAGUCCAACACUAUCUACGUUUCUGAUCCCACUUGGGCCAACCAUCACACCAUUUUCAGCUACGUUGAACUGGACAUUAAGAAGUAUCCCUACUGGGACGCAAAAACUAAAGCCCUGGACUUUGAAGGUAUGUACAGCACCCUGAAAAAGGCCUCUGCUGGCGACAUCGUUCUGUUGCAUGCUUGUGCCCACAACCCCACUGGUGUUGAUCCCACCCGUGAGCAGUGGGAAAAGCUCGCCAGCCUGAUCAAGGAGAAGGAGCUGUUCCCCUUCUUCGAUUGCGCAUACCAGGGCUUUGCUUCCGGAGACCUCGACAACGACGCUUGGGCUGUCCGCAUGUUCAUCGACCGCAAGAUUGACAUGCUGGUUUGCCAGUCCUUUGCUAAGAACAUGGGCCUUUAUGGCGAGCGCGCUGGUGCUUUGCAUAUUGUCCUCUCCGAUGCCACUCCCGAAACAAAGGCCGCCAUCGAGUCUCAGCUCGCUACUCAGAGCCGUGCCGAGAUCUCCAACCCGCCCGCUUUUGGCGCUCGCAUCGCCACUAAGAUCCUGACCACCCCAUCGCUUUUCGACGAGUGGCGCCGCGAUAUCAAGACCAUGGCUGAGCGUAUUCUCGACAUGCGUGCCGAGUUAAAGGGCGAGCUCGUGCGUCUCGGUACCCCUGGCAACUGGGACCACUUGACAUCGCAAAUCGGUAUGUUCUCCUUCACGGGUCUCGACCCCAAGCAGGUCGACCGUCUCGUGACCGAGUUCCAUAUCUAUCUCGCUGCCAACGGCCGCAUUUCCAUGGCUGGUCUCAACAAAAACAAUGUCAAGUACGUCGCCAAGUCGAUCGACACCGUUGUUCGCCAAAGUAGUAACGCCAGACUUUAG